Molecule: messenger RNA, 4570 nt
Organism: Pongo pygmaeus (Bornean orangutan)
Lineage: Eukaryota; Metazoa; Chordata; Mammalia; Primates; Hominidae
Gene: MROH7
Product: maestro heat like repeat family member 7
Exons: 26
Coding region: 316-4491 (1391 amino acids)
Cellular component (GO): cytoplasm
Source: RefSeq, a predicted model, not a curated record
GGGCUGGGGAAGCCUAGGUGAGCUGAGGGGCGGCUCUGGGAAAGUCCUAGGGGUGGGGGCAGUCUCCACAGCCUCCACAAGGGAGUUACCACCUUCCCCCACCUCUGGGUACAAGUCUCCUGCUCUGGCUGUAUUCCACAGUUAGAACUUCAUACCUUUGGCUUAGAGCUGAAUUUUCUGUUACCGUGUGGAUGCUCCAGGUGGAGGGGCCCACUCCUGCUUAAAAACACCAUGCAUGCAGACUGCUGCUGGGAAUGUGACAGUUGGCUGUUGGAGAGAAGGGGGCACUGGCAUUGAGAGACCUCCAGACUGGACAUGGCCCUGAGUCCAGGGGCUAACCUGGUCUUCCAUGAAGACCCAAAGAUGACACCAAGUCUCCCCUCCUGUGGGGCCCUGGGAAUAGGGUCUGGUACCAUCCCUCAGCCCCACCCAGACAUGGCUCAUGUGCCUAUGUUGAAUCUGCUCCCAAGUCCUGGCUUGGCUCUUGUUCCAGAUCUUAAUGCUUCUCCGAGUCCAGUCUCAGGGGAGGCCUCAGGCCUGGUGUCUGAAAACACCCCCAGACCUGAUGACAGCAGGGCCAUCGCUCCAGCCUCCCUCCAGAUCACCAGUUCUUGUUCUGGUGAAGCCCUGGACCUGGAUUCCAAGGAUGUCUCAAGGCUUGACUCACAAGGGCACCUCUGUCCAGCCUCAAACCCCAUUCUGAGCCCUAGCUCUACUGAGGCCCCUGGUCUGAGCUCCGGGAACCACCCUCAGUCAAAUUCUGAAGAUGCCUUCAAGUGCCUCUCAAGUAAGAUUUUCGAGUUGGGUCAGAGAAACUCCAACCCUUCUAGGCAUGAAUUAAACCCAUUUAUAAGGCACCAUUCCAGAGAAGGUCUGGUUCUGGGCCACUGCAUCUCUAGGCCAAGCUCAAAAGCACUCCUUAUUCCAGCCUCAAACUCUUCUCUGGACCUUGACUCCAAUCCGUUGCUCAACAUGGGCUCAAGAAACACCUCCAAGCUGAACCUGAAUGGAGCUCCAGAUUCUCGUGGGACCCUAAUCCCAGACACAAACAAGGCCUUCACUUUGGCUUCACAUAACAUCUCUGGGUCUGUUUCAAAAGGAGCCUUUAGUACUACCUGGAGCACAAGUUCAAAGGAAACCAUGAAUGUGGCUUCCAACGACCACCCCAGAUCUGAUUUGAAUGUGACUAUCACUCAAGCCUCGUAUAUGACCCUGAUCCCUGGCUCCAGCGAUGGUAUCAGCCUGCACUCCAGCACCCAUGGGCCCAACUCCACCAUCUCUCCACCCUCAUGCAUGACUCUAAUCCUGGGUUCCAAUGAGACUCUGAGCCUGGACUCCAGCCUCCUGUUUAGUGACACCUCCACCUUGACACUGAGCAGUCAGCAGGAUGAUGCCAAGGACAACAGCAUCCACACUGUGGCCCUGGAGGAGAAUCUGGAGAGUUGGAGUGAGAUGGCCAGCAUUAAGAUGGGCCAGUUCCCGCUGGGAUUCCUCACCUCCAACUCCGCAGGCAAGGACGCCGUGACCUUGCAAGGCAUCCCUAAGGGAGCCUUUGAUGAAAUGACCUCAUGCCUGGUGAAGGUGCCAGAGAAGACAGAAGGUGGCAACAACAUGGCUCUGGUUGAGAAUGUCACCACCCUUCAGAAGAGCCAGGAUCUGCUGGAGGCAGAAGGAGAAAAGAAGACCAUGAUAAAGAAGAUUAUGAGGCAGAUCCAGGAGGAGCCACUGGAUUCUCUCUCAAGCUCCGUCCGCAAGCAGGCCAUGGAGAUGCUGACCCAGCUGAGCCACACCCAGCCCACCCUGGGCAUGCGGGAGAGGUCGGAGCUGGUGAACAUGUGUGUGCAGAGCGUGUUCUCCCUGCCCUCCGUGCAGGCGAUGCAGGAGAAGGACGAGGCCAAGGCUGAGACCAUCCAGGGGUUGCCUGGAGCUGAUGUCCAUUCCAGAGGUGGCUUAGUGGCUUGGUCCUCCUCCCAUCCACAGACUCUUUACCAUCAGACCCUGGAGGCCCUGCAGACACUGCUCAAAGCCCUCUUUAUCGAGGACCCCACUCUUGCUGGGCUGAAGAGCAUCUUGGAGGCCCUGGGGCCUUGGAUGAACUCUGGGAAGGCCCAUGAGCGAGCACGGGCUGUGAACAGCAAUGUCUCUGUGUUGAACCACAUGCUUCUAACUCUGCCUUUCUUUAUGCCCUUGGGGUUCCCGGCGCUGGGGCUUCUGCUGGGGAGACUCAUCCUUCGCAUUGGGGAUCCUGAUGAGGAGAUUGGCUGUGAGGCUCUGGACGGCAUCAUCAUCCUCUACACUAUCCUGGAGCUCCAAAAACGAGCCAGAGAUAAGGAAGAGACCAACAAGAAGGAGCUAUAUGAGAGCAACAAGCAUUUCCUGGGGCCCUACAAUCCUGUGAGCCCGUGCCAGAACAUCCUGCGGGUGAUCGCGGAAUUUGGAGACUUCCUGGGGCCCCAGCAGAUAAAGUACCUGCUGCUGGCAGCCCUGGAAGGGCUGAAAGGCAGCUCAGAGACUCCAGGGAAGGACUCCAGGGAGAUGAUGCAGCUGGCCUCGGAGGUCAUACUCAGCUCGGUGCUGGAGUGGUACCGCCACAGGGCGCUGGAGGUGAUCCCAGAAAUCAUGCAGGGCAUCUACACGCAGCUGAGCCAUAUCCAGGAGCCUCGGGCCCGCCAGGUGGCCCUGCUGCCCGUCUCCCUCCUGGCCAGCUCCUUCAUGACCGAGGUCGUGGUGGCCCUGCUCAUGUGCCCCCUCCCACUGAACAGGCAAAAGAAGGAAAUGAUCCCUGCAAUCCCACCCCAGGCUGGAGUGCACUGCUGGCACGAUCUCGGUUCACUGCAGCCUCUGCCUCCCAGGUUGAAGCGAUUCUCCUGCCUCAGCCUCCUGAGUAGCUGUGAUUACAGCAAUGGAGCAGAGAUGUGGAGGCAGCUGAUACUGUGUAAGCCCAGUUGUGAUGUCCGAGACCUCCUGGAUCUGCUCCUGGGCAGCCUGAAGGAGAAGCCCGUCACCAAGGAGGGCCGGGCUUCCAUCAUGCCCCUGGCGGCAGCCAGCGGCCUGUGCGAGCUCCUGUCCGUCAACAGCUGCAUGGGCCGUGUGAGGCGCAUCUACCCCCAGCUGCUCCUGGCCCUGCUCAUUCAGGUCCAUUACCACAUUGGCCUCAACCUGCCUGGCUGCGUGGCUCCUCCCAAGGACACCAAGAAGGGUGCACAGCCCUCUCCCUUCGUACCUGUGCGCUGGAUGGUGAAAGUGGUGAAAACCCUGCUACUGAGGAUGGGCUGCUCUUAUGAGACCACCUUUCUGGAGGACCAGGGUGGCUGGGAGCUCAUGGAGCAGGUGGAGAGCCACCACCGUGGAGUGGCCCUGCUGGCAAGGGCCAUGGUGCAGUACUCCUGCCAGGAGCUGUGCCGCAUCCUCUACCUGCUCAUCCCGCUCCUGGAGCGAGGCGACGAGAAGCACAGGAUCACGGCCACCGCCUUCUUCGUGGAGCUCCUCCAGAUGGAGCAGGUGCGCCGGAUCCCUGAGGAAUACUCUCUGGGGCGGAUGGCAGAAGGCCUGAGCCACCACGACCCCAUCAUGAAGGUGCUGUCCAUUCGAGGCCUGGUCAUCCUGGCCCGCAGGUCUGAGAAGACCGCCAAGGUGAAGGCCCUCCUGCCCUCCAUGGUGAAGGCCCUGAAGAACAUGGAUGGGAUGCUGGUGGUGGAAGCGGUCCACAACCUCAAGGCUGUCUUCAAGGGGCGGGACCGGAAGCUGAUGGACAGUGCGGUCUAUGUGGAGAUGCUGCAGAUCCUGCUACCACACUUCAGCGACGCACGAGAGGACGUGCGCUCCUCCUGCAUCAACCUGUAUGGGAAGGUGGUCCAGAAGCUUCGGGCACCACGCACUCAGGCCAUGGAGGAGCAGCUGGUCAGCACCUUGGUGCCCCUACUGCUGACCAUGCAGGAGGGCAACGCCAAGGUAAGCCAGAAAUGUGUGAAGACUCUGUUACGCUGUUCUUACUUCAUGGCUUGGGAGUUGCCAAAAAGAGCUUAUAGCCGGAAGCCCUGGGACAACCAGCAGCAGACAGUGGCCAAAAUUUGCAAGUGCCUUGUGAACACCCACCAAGACAGUGCCUUCAUAUUCCUCAGCCAGAGCCUGGAGUAUGCAAAGAACUCACGGGCCUCCCUCCGGAAGUGCUCAGUCAUGUUCAUAGGGUCCCUGGUCCCCUGCAUGGAGAGCAUAAUGACAGAAGAUCGUCUGAAUGAAGUGAAAGCUGCUCUGGAUAACUUGAGACAUGACCCAGAAGCAUCAGUGUGCAUCUACGCAGCCCAGGUCCAGGACCACAUCCUGGCCAACUGCUGGCAGAACUCCUGGCUGCCGCACGGGGACUCAUGGGUGUGUUACUCGGCCACCACGCACCGCUGGAGCCCCAGCUGUGAGAACCUGCCCACUUCCCACCAGCGGCGCUCCUGGAUCAUGCAGGCACUGGGCUCCUGGAAGAUGUCCUUGAAGCAGUGACGUCCCUGAGCCCCCAACCCUCCUCAGGGUGGUUGAGCUCCAGCCAUGCUCCCUAUAAAUGUCAUGUGGCUUACCUCUC